UAUUUAUGGCUGACCAGUAUAUCAAUAUUAUAUUGAUAUCAUGAUAUGAGACAAGAUAUGGACUUAGAUUUUGUUUAUAAUUGUAUGAUUUUUCUUUCUUUUUUUUGUGAAAGAUAAAAUAUUCAACCCUACAAUAUCAUCGCAAUAUUGAUAUUGACGUAUUUGGUCAAAAACAUUCUGAUAUUUGAUUUUGCUCAUAUCAUCCAGCCCUAAUAAUUUUUGCAUUUUAUUUUCGCAACAUUUAAAUGACACUUAUCGCCCCUUUUUACAUUAAAAAUGAUAUUCCUAUAUAAUAUGAUGCAGAACUAUAAUAAUAAUCUACCCAGUAGUAUACAAAGUAUUUAAAUUUGGCUCCACAUUAAGAAUUACAACAUUAACAUGAUUUACAUGUAUUGUACAUGUUUGCAUGUUGGUGAUAAAAAAAAAAAAGAAUGAUAUAAUAUUCUGGGCGGCACGGUGGUGUGGUGGUUAGCACUGUCGCCUCACAGCAAAAGGGUUGCCGAUUCGAUCCCGGGUGUGGGAGCCUUUCUGUGUGGAGUUUGCAUGUUCUCCCCGUGUCAGCGUGGGUUCUCUCCGGGCACUCCGGCUUCCUCCCACAGUCCAAAGACAUGCAGGUUAAUUGGUGACUCUAAAUUGUCCGUAGGUGUGAAUGUGAGUGUGAAUGGUUGUCUGUCUCUAUGUGUCAGCCCUGUGAUAGUCUGGUGACCCGAUGUCAGCUGGGAUAGGCUCCACCCCCCCCACAACCCUCAAGAGGAUGAAGCGGUUAGAAGAUGAAUGAAUGAAUGAAUGAAUUAAUAUAAUAUUCUAUAGUAAAAAAACACUGUGAAAGGAGCUAUUCAGCUUAAUGUGUACCUUAAAAUACAUUUUGCUGAUAAUACCUCUUUUUAUUUACACAAGUAUCAUUUUUGAACAGGACACUCUCAGUGUGGUAUUGUGUCUUUUAGUUGAGUGAGCACCGUUAUUUCUUACACCACUGUACAUAAGUUGCUGACUGCUGCACUGUAAUGUAUAAGGUAACAGUUGUCUGAAAGAUUUUUCCUUUCUGUAAAAUUAUAUUAUAAAAAAAGUAACGUAACUUUUCAGGUUAAGAUGCCUGCAAUGUGGCCACUAACUGCUAAUCAUAGAUGUAGGUUAUUAUUUAGAAUACAAUAUUACAUUUAAGUAAGAAUAAAUAAAUAAAUAAAUAGUAAUACAAAUAAUAAUAAAUACCAACUAGUCCAUAGCCAUUGGUAGCUUUGUCACCUUCUACCUAUGCCAGUCCUCAAUGCCUAUGUGCAGUUUCACAUAGAUUGACCACGUCAGUGAGUAGAAAAACGUGGGACAGACAGAAUGACUGACUGACAGAAUGACACACGGACAGUUUCCGUGAUUAUGUACAGCAUACCAUACCAUGACUUAGUCAUACCAAACAUUAGAAACAACACCAACAUUGGUCCACAGGGGGAGCCACAGCGAUCGGUCACAUUUUAGCCAUUUUGAAGCAUUUUUCUGUUGUUAUAGCGCCACCCAGUUGCCAAUUAGAGUUAAAUUUCUCCAGUCACCUUGAGGCGUCCUGUUCUACAUAUCUACCAAGUUUAGUAAAAAUCCAUAUGGCGGUUAGGCCUAGAUAAGAAAUGAGCUCUCUAGCGCCCCCAUUUUGUUUGAUGGGAUCAAUAAUGGAGGGGUCCCCUCAGAUUAUGUGUGGUCAUAUGCCUACAAAGUUGCGUGGUGAUGGGUGAAACCCUUGAGAUGUUCUACACCUUUAUGUGAUGAGCCACGCCCUCCGCAAUAUUCAUUGCCUUAUAGAAGCUCAGUUUUAGGAAGUUUUCCAACUUUUGCCAAGAGGGAACUUUAGAUAUUGCUCCCUAGAUUAUGUUCACCCAGUUUCAUGCAGAUCGCUCAAACUUCCUAGGAAGAGAUCCAUUUGAAGUGUUUUUCAAAAAAUUCAAAAUGGCGGAAAAUCUAUUUAAGCGGAAAUUAUGGGUUCUUGAGGCAAAUGUGUUCCUCAUGAGGAGAGGCAUCUCUGUGCAAAGUUUCAUGUCUCUACCACAUACGGGGCAUGAGAUAUGCCCAUUCAAAGUUUGACAUUUCAAUGGGUUGCUAUAGCGCCCCCCUUUGGCCAAUUGAUGUAAUAUUGCUUCAUUGGCAUCCUCCCAUGACCCUCUACCACUGUGCCAAAUUUCACAUGGAUUGACCAAGUCAGUGAGGAGAAAAACGUGGAACAGACACACACAGAGUUUUCCUCAUUAUAUAGUAAGAUAAAGUUAUGCUGUUCAGAUACUACAUUUAUCUCAAUGACACAGCAACCCAGUGCACACUAAAGUUUGUGUAACCAGUCCAACUGACUCUUUGCUAAUUCCCUCCCCUCAAAUGCAGACUGGCCAACUAUAACAUUGCAACAACCAGCUCUGACCAGGGUCCGACAACAACACAGCUGUGCUCCAUUGACUCUAAUGCAGUCGUUUCAGAUUUCCUUCAUUUUCAGGCUGGUGUUGUGGAUUUGGAGCUAAAUGUUGUGCCUGGGGCACGUCGUGUAUUAAUGUUAUUCGUUACCUGGAGAGGCUGGAAAAAGAUAACCGUUUCUUCCCUGUUCCAAAACCAAAAUCAAACCCUGAAAAGUGUAGGGUUAGCUAGCUAGCUACUGAAGAUAUAGCCUACUGAAUGUAUACACAUGCUGCUUUUGCUUUGUAAUGACAAUAGCAAUGAUCAAAACUUAGCGAGGGGUCAGUGGAUUGUUAAAUAACUCUGCAUUAACGUAGCAUCACAGCAUUCUGUUUUUAAUUGUUCUUUUACCAAAAUAAUACAGAAAAAAUUACGUAUUUUAAACAACAAUAAUAAUAAUGAUAAGAAUGUAGAGUUCACAGGUAUAAUGGAUGUUUCAUUUCACAUGGUGUUUGCACAGGGACUCAAACUGACUUAUUCAGCAGAUGGUUUUGUACCAAGUGAUAAAUAAAUGGGGUACAAUCUUUGUAAAUAAGUGUCUCAGUGCUCAAUGUUUGACUCCAGCAGGAUUGCACAGUUAAUCAAAAAUAUGUUCCAAAUUGCAAUAUGGCCAAGUGCACUAUACAAUUUCAGGAGCUGCAAUUUUUUGAUAAAGUAAAAUGUGUCACAACACACCAUUUUAAAUGAAGCACUGUGGAGCGAAAGAGAUGUCCCGUCUACAAAUCAUAUUCAUGUACAGCAAAAAUGACCACUCUUGAAAAUUGCAACUUAUGUCACACUUGCAAAUCAUCGUCAAAAUAAAGGCAAUAUGAUUUUUUUUGUAGAUCGUGCACCCCUAGACAGAAGACGCACAAGGCUACAUGUGUGUGACAACACAACUGUGUUUAUUCUGCCUGAAGAAGAAAUGAAAAAGAGAAAUGUGCUCUUUUCUAUUUGUGAAAAGGAAGAACAGCUCAGCGGCUUCCACUUGUAAUUAAAUUCUAUAACUAAUGAUACCAAUUCAGCUAAAUAAAGAGUUACACUGUUUUCAGCAUUGCUCCUAAAAAUAAAAGAAAUGUUUGGAGGGCACUUUGUGAUCUUUGCCAUUUUGGUUUUGUUAUUAAACAGGCUUCUACCAAAACUUCCUAACUGAUAUUGAAAGUUAUGUUGUAGUCCAGCAUUUAAACAUCUCAGUCUGGAUUUGUUUUCUCUUCCUGAAUUGUAGUGACAUUACAUUUAAUUGGAAAGCAACAGAAGUUCUGUCACGUCACUGCUCAUAUGAUGACUAAGUGACUUUCUCCCUCUUAACACAAUAGUUUUGGUCCAUGAGUGAUUUGUUCUCUGCUGUUUUACUAAUGUUAACAACCAGCUGUGUGGUCAGCUGUUGAAUAACUGAGGUGUUCAUGGUUGGCUAUACUACAAUAAUUCUUCGAUGCUGAAUUCCAAUAAAACUAUAUGAUCAGAAAAGAUGAAGUGACUGAUUUUCUCAUCUGUAGACUUCUGUCUCCUUUUUGUGGGUUUUGCUCCUGACUGCUGAGGUUAGUUCACUGUGAACAUUAAUACUUGUCAGUGUCACAGUUCACUCUUUUACAUUUGGGGCAUUUUGUUCACCAAUAGGCAACAGUUAAAGCAAAACAUACUUUCACACAUUUGUUUAAUGACUGGGACAAUUAUUAACACAUGUGUAACUCAGAGUGAUAGCUUAAUUAUUGGAGGAGAACCCACAGAGUGUUGGUGUAAAAUGGCUUCAGGUCCGUUAAUCAGCAUCACUUCCUUCAGGUGUGUUAGCCUCAGGUACAGACAGGAAGGCGCGCGGCCAACAGGUGAUUUGACUCAUCAGACACGGAGUGAGACUGUGACAGGGUGGACAGACAGAGACAAGCUGAGGCCGAGACACAGCCACAAACCUCCAGGAGGGUCAGUGUGUGUGUAAUAAGCCAGCCUGAUGAUGAUGCAGUGUGGGUGACAGGGGACAGCAGUCACCGGUGGUUGUAAACGAUUAAGUGUUGAUUUGAAGACCGAGGCUACUCCACGAGCACCUUCAUCAUUUCCUCCUCAUCCUCCAUGUGACUGGUGUCUCCCUGCUGACCGCUGAAGGCUCAGCUCCCUCCAUCUGGUCACCUCCGUGGAGCUCCACUGUCGUUGUCUCUACCUUAACCCCUCCUCCAUCCGUCCGUCAUGAAUCCCUACAGACACACAACACCACAUUCACCUUCUGACCCUUCUGAUAUUUCCCAUCAUCCCCCUCUGUCCGCAGCGUCACCUCCAGUCAUUCAGACAGGUCAGAGCUCUCUGAGAGUCGUGAGCUAUGACUCUCCUCACCAUCAGGCCUCAUCAGACCAUGAUGAAGGUCAAAACCUGGUCCCGUCACCAAAGUCAGACCGCUCCUCCUCGCCGCUUCCAGCCUCAGAUUCAGGCUCCAGCCUCAGUCCCCGGCCUCAGUCCGGCCUGUUUUCAAUCUCAUUUCCAGGUCGAAGUCCAUCUGCUGUCUCUGCUCACACACUGAACCCUUACCCUCCCCCCGGCCCUUCACCUGCCCCUCCCCCGGCCCCUUCAUCCACCCCUCCCCCGGCCCCUUCACCCGCCACUCCCCCCUCCUGCCAGGUCUCCAUCAUCAUCCCGUCGCCAGACCUCCAACCGUCUCCCCUCCCAUCUCUGUGCUCUGAGGACACCGGCCCGGACCUGGAGUGCUCCAUCUGCUUCAGCCAGUUCAACAACAUCUUCCGCUGUCCCAAGAUGCUUCAGUGCAAGCACACCUUCUGCCUGGAGUGCCUGGCACGCAUCAACGUCAAGUCGGCCGAGCCCAACGCCAUCCAGUGCCCGCUGUGCCGCGGCCUCACGCCUCUGCCCGCCCUCGGCCUUCCCAAACUGGCCACGAACUCAGACAUGCUGUCGUACCUGCCGGCCGCCAUGCAGAGAGUCUACAGCAUCCGCUUCCAGCGCAGCAAAGGGAAGCUGCAGGUCAAAAGCUCAUCUCAAGGUCAUCGGCGGUGGGGUCAGAGGUCGCUGACAUCUCUUCGGUCUGUGAACCGCUCUCUGGAUGUGGGGCUUCCCAGCCCGCCUGUCAUGGGUCCCAGCGAGGCCAGCGGCAUGGGUGGAGCUCUGUUCAGACUGACGGGCCGGCCGGCGUGCCGAGCCUUCCUCCUGACAUCCGUGGUGAUGAUGAUGGUGCUGCUGACAGGCAUCAUCAUCUUCCUCCUCACCUUCAAUGACAAGGGCAGUGAGUGACAUCACGUUACAUCAUAUCCUGUUUUCUUGAUUAUAUUUCUGUGGAGGGAAAAUGCACAAAAACUCAUUGAACAGUAAAAUUUAAUCUGAGUCCAGCUAAUGAGCAACAUCUGUCCCACUGCUGAGGUUAGAGGAUGAAAACUGAGCCAUCAAGUCACAGAGAGAUCAGGACUCACACCUGAGCCGAGGACGUGAGGAGCAGUGGACUUUAAUCUGCUUCAUACUGUUGAACUUGUGCCAGAGUUUCAAAUAAUCACAUAGAUGUCUGAAUCUAAGUCAGCAGCUGAGGUGGGAAGGUGUCUGUGAAUCUGAGAAACAGUGGACUUUAAUCUGCGUCACACUUCUGCCAAAAGCUUUAAAUGAUCAGCGAGCUGUAGCCAGACGAGUCACAAAAUGUCGGUCAGGUAACAGCAGAGGUGUGACAGCUGUGGAAACUGAGAAGCCGAGGACGUUAAUCUUCUCACAGCACUUAAAACUUUGACAAAAGCUCCACUCACCUCAGGCUUUGGGAAAAUAUGCACAUUUAUCACUUUUAAUGUCGUGAAUUUCAUGUUGCCAAAGGGCCAUCUGGAAAAACAAGAUGGCUGAUCUAAAGGUCAUUUGAUAGCAGACAAGAUAAGUUUGUAAUAAGACAAUAAAACAAUUGACUGACAGCAGGUUUAUUAUAACUUAUGUACAACAGCUCAAAGUCUCUGGUGGCUCCAGCUGCAAAUAAGAGCCCUAAACAAACAUCAAAUAUUUGAUUCCAGGGACUGAAACUUUAGGACAUAAAACAAUGUAUAAAAAAUAACAUGACACAAACCUGUCAC
This is a messenger RNA of Epinephelus fuscoguttatus (brown-marbled grouper), 6437 nucleotides long. RefSeq names its product RING finger protein 223. The coding region runs from base 4579 to 5628 and encodes 349 amino acids. Gene Ontology annotation, biological process: protein ubiquitination. The record is from RefSeq and is a predicted model, not a curated record. Gene Ontology annotation, molecular function: ubiquitin protein ligase activity. The transcript has 3 exons. NCBI's taxonomy places the organism in Eukaryota, Metazoa, Chordata, Actinopteri, Perciformes, Serranidae.